CAGCAGCGAGGAUGGAGCCCGCCAUCAGCUGGUGCAUGAUCCGGCCUGUAAGAGGAGUCCUCGGGCACAGCAGUCGCGCCUUAAAUCUUGGCCUCACUGCAUCAGUGGACCAAGGGUGGCUCAGGGCAGCGCUUCUGUGAUCGUGAAAACAAAGAAUAGGGAAACCAAGUCCAGGUUUGCAAAUCUGAGACUUUCUUUGGUUGGUGAUUUAAGGUUUUAUUGCAGAGCAAAAUGGGAGAUGCUGAAGCAGGCAAGAAGAUUUUCGUUCAGAAAUGUGCACAGUGCCACACAGUGGAGAAAGGCGGGAAGCACAAGACAGGGCCAAAUCUCUGGGGCCUUUUUGGCCGAAAGACUGGACAGGCACCAGGGUUUUCUUACACGGAUGCAAACAAGAACAAAGGUGUUAUCUGGACAGAAGAAACUUUGAUGGAAUAUUUGGAGAACCCGAAGAAAUACAUCCCUGGCACUAAAAUGAUUUUUGCUGGUAUCAAAAAGAAGAGUGAGAGAGAAGACCUUAUUCAAUAUUUAAAAGAGGCAACAUCCUUAUGAGUAUUACAGCUUCAAAAAUAUGUUACCAAUUUCAAAUAUUGUGUUUAGUAAGAAGCAUAUCUGACUUUUUGAUCAGCCUAAAGUAAUUUUAACAUGUUAAAAUAAAGGUUGAUAUUUUUGAUUGUGUA
Molecule: messenger RNA, 677 nt
Organism: Rattus rattus (black rat)
Lineage: Eukaryota; Metazoa; Chordata; Mammalia; Rodentia; Muridae
Product: cytochrome c, testis-specific
Exons: 4
Coding region: 232-549 (105 amino acids)
Biological process (GO): mitochondrial electron transport, ubiquinol to cytochrome c; mitochondrial electron transport, cytochrome c to oxygen
Cellular component (GO): mitochondrial intermembrane space
Molecular function (GO): electron transfer activity; heme binding
Source: RefSeq, a predicted model, not a curated record